GGUGCAGUAAUAUAAUAUGAACAAAGAUGAACUUGAUCCUGUAUGAACUGGUGAUUGUCUGCGUGAUAGCAGGGUGCUGCUCGCAACGAUUGCUCCCGUUGCAUGAUGGAUGUACCCAACUGUUUCAUGAUACAACCAACCCCGACGAGUGCACCCACAUCACUUAUUGUCGAGGAUAUGUAUCUUCGUUACCCUAUGACCAAAUCGGACAAUGUCAUAAUUUUCUUUAUAACGUAAAUGGUUUUAGAAUUAUUGACCCUAUCAGUGUUGUUUUAAAUUAUAACGAUAAUGCAGAAUUUGUUCCUACCCUUGAGGAUGAAAAUAAUAGAGAAAUAAUAUAUUCAUUAGAUAUCAGUGACAAUAAUGAAGAUUUCGAUAUUAUUCCUAAUUUUCAGCACAUGCCCAAUUUAGCUAUAUUAAAAAUGUCCAGAUGUUCACUGGUCAAUGCAAAACUUUCAAACAGAAAUGACCUUCCUGCGCUCAAAGAUAUAGACUUUUCAGAAAACAAUAUAAAUAAUAUCCAAGUAGUUCCUGGUGAACAUGAAUACAAAACUCUAGAGAAAUUGAAUAUAUCACAUAAUUAUUUAGUUAACAUACCAGAAGCUGUUUUUGAUUCAUUUCCGAAUAUAGAAUCGCUUGAUUUAUCCCAUAAUUAUAUAUAUACACUAGACAUAAUGUCUUUUGAAGGCUUGAGGAAACUGCUAUAUUUAAAUCUUUCUUACAACCGGCUAGCCAAAAUUAAUUCAUCUCUUCUAAGAUUUUAUAACUUGAUAACACUGGAUCUUAGCCACAAUAACAUACAAGUAAUAAAAUCGAGUGACUUUGGAAAAUUAGUUAAUCUAAAGACUAUUAACCUUGAUUCAAAUGAAAUUAAUACAUUAGAAAAGAAUGUUUUUGACAAUAUGGCAUCAUUGACUACAAUAGACCUACGAAACAAUUACUUAGAAAGUAUUGAUAGAGACAUGUUUAUAAAUAUCACAAAACUAACGACUGUCUAUCUUUCUAGAAACAAAUUAAAAACCUUGCCUAAGAAUAUGUUUCAGGGCAAAGUAAUAUUUAAUUUUACUAUAGAGGGUAAUGAACUAGAAGGAACCCUUGAAAGAGGUUCUUUUGAAGGAUUUGCCAUGGUAACCGAACUAGAUAUAAGUGGUCAACAUCUAACCUCUGUAGAAAACUAUGCAUUUGCUGGCCUUCAAAAUGUAAAAACUUUGUUAUUGAACAAUAAUGAUCUGGAAUCAUUAAGUAAUUAUUCCUUUAAAGGUUUGCACUAUCUGAAUUGCUUGGACUUGUCAUAUAAUAAAUUGCAAAAACUUGACAUUGCGACUGAAGACCUCACAGGACUACAGAUAUUAACACUGCAUCACAACAAAAUAACAUUCAUUUCGAGUAAUAAUUUUAUAGCACUGGGAUCUUUGCAGUUACUUGAUUUAUCUCAUAAUAACAUAUCGCAUUUAGGAUCGAAUUCUUUUCGUCAUUUGCAAAGCCUACUGAAUUUCAAAAUUUCUGACAAUCCCCUUUACGGUGCGAUAGAAGAAAAAACUUUUGACGGCUUAAGCUCCUUACCAAGUCUUGAUAUUUCUGGGACUUUGAUAACUACUGUUAAUAAUGGCUCAUUUAUGGGUAUGUCUCUUUUGAAGGAGCUAAAUGUUUCACAUAGUAAUAUCAGCGGACUACAAUAUAAUUCGUUGUCUUAUGCGAGCAACAUUCGCACAAUUGAUCUAUCACAUAACCUACUAAGUGUAUUUGAUGUUAAUACAACUGAUUUAAGAAAUCUUAAAUCUAUAAUGUUGAAUAACAAUAUGUUACAAGCCAUUUCACAAACAUUCUUUAGUGGACUAAGUAUUCUAAGUACGGUUAUUUUGUCGCACAAUCACAUUAACACGAUACACAAAGAAUCGUUUUACGCUUUACAAGAUAUUCGUAAUUUGGACCUAUCAUAUAACCCGGACUUAGAAUUCGAUGUAUUGUUAGUAGAAAAAUCUCAAAAUCUAGAAAACCUAUUUCUUUCAGGGACUAAAGCUGAGGUGACUUUUGACAAAGUAAGUGAUUUGCCUUUAAAUAAGUUAGAGAUGGCUCACUCUAGUAUACAAAAUAUAAGCCAAUUAAAAUUAUACAAAAUGCAACGUUUAGAAACAUUAGUGCUAAGUAAUAAUAACGUCACAAAACUGGAAGUUGGUGCUCUAUCAAAUUUGACAUCGCUUAGACAGUUAGACCUCAGUAACAACAACUUAUACUACAUUCAACCAGGAGCCUUUAAAGAUAAUACCUACUUGAAAGUGCUAAACAUUUCUCACAAUAUGAUAGCAGAAAUUAAUUACGGAAUUUUUCGAGGUCUUCUGUACGUAGAAGUUAUAGACUUGUCGUAUAAUAAAAUAAAAAGUUUACAUCGAUCAAGGUUUUACGACAUUGAACAUUUGAAUACUCUAAUAGUAGAUAAUAAUGAAAUUGACUUCAUUUCAGAAGACGAGUUCGUAGGAACUGGUCUGUCUAAAUUGAGCAUAGGAGGCAAUCCGCUGCCUUGUGAGAUAUUAGUUUAUAUAGAGAAAAAGAGCUACGAAAUUAGUAUAACGUCUAUAAGUAACGAUUUGACCAAAGAAAACGUUAACGGAGUUACGUGUAACAGAGGUGGCUUUAACCAUUUAAAACCUACUUCAACGCCAGUUGAACAUGAACAUGAAAAAUUACUUCUCGAUAUACGAAAUAUAUUAUACAAUGUGUCUCAAGAGCAAACAUUUAAGGGACAUGGCGACGUUAUAAACCGUGAAUCAUCACUCACGAGUUUAACUAAGCAACAACUAGAUUUAGUUAAUUUGAAUAAUAAUACUAAUUUGCUUUUACAAAAACUGAACCAAAACAGCAUAAACUUAACUUCUGCUUUAGUUAAUGCAAACAGUAAUACAAACUUACUUUUAGGGAGAUUAUUGCGCGUGUUAACGUCAAAAGAUUUUAAAUCCAAAACAACCAUCGAGCCAAUAAGUACCGAUAAAGAAAAUGCCACAUCAGAUCAUUUAGUUCCUUACAUUGACAAGAUUAAACAAAACUUAGAAGAGACUAUAGCUGUAGAAAAACAGAACGUAUUACUUGACCUUAACAGUAAAAUGGAGAAGUUAAAUGCUCGAAUGAAUUCAAUUUCAGCUGCGAAACCUGUUCACGAAAAGUUACUCGGAACAAAUGAAGACAGGCAAAAAUCAUCAAUGUUUACUGAGGUUUGUGUUGGUUUGAUUCUGGCAAUUCUGGUCGGUUUUAUAUUAUUUAAGGUUUAUAAAUCGAGGUUGUAUGUACCCGGUGGCCGCUCACUGACAAGUAGUACUCGGAACAUUGCAGAGUCUAUGGAAAGUGCGCACUUGUAAAAUAGAUUUUAAAAUUACUUAUAGAAUUCUCAAAAUAAAAAAAAGUAAAACCUAGUAAUAAAGAGAAUAAAAAGUGGCAACAACAUCGUCACCUAUUAAAUUAUUUAAAAAAAUUUUUUCUUUAUUGCAACCAUAUAUUAUUACAUUUUUUCCGAAUGUGUAAUGAAUUUGUAUGUGUUCAAUGUUCAUAUAAUAAUAAUGUAUGUGUUCAUAUAAGUAGUAUCACUAACGCUGCGCUAUAAGGCGCACGAAUCUAUUAGUAUUAUUUUUCACGUAUAAAAAUAUUAAUUGAUAAAAGGAAGAUGUUUUAUAUUGUGAUGAUGCCAUGGUCUGAUUAGUAUGAUAUGGUUAUGAUUAAAUAAAGAAAUACCUUCAU
Molecule: messenger RNA, 3726 nt
Organism: Leguminivora glycinivorella
Lineage: Eukaryota; Metazoa; Arthropoda; Insecta; Lepidoptera; Tortricidae
Product: toll-like receptor 13
Exons: 2
Coding region: 27-3350 (1107 amino acids)
Cellular component (GO): extracellular matrix
Molecular function (GO): protein binding
Source: RefSeq, a predicted model, not a curated record